AAAAAAAAACAGUUAAUUGCUUAUGAACAUACAAUGUGAUAGCCUCAAAUUUUAGGUGAUACAGUUGUUAGUGAAAUUGUGUAAUUAUUUUCGUUAGCUAGUGAUAGUUUGUUUCUUAACGGACAUUACCUAAUAUGGAAUUCAAAAUUGUACAAGGUUUUUCCGCAUGCAUCACUGCGAUUAUUCUUUUGGCAAUCUUCGACAAGUCUUCUGCCAAAUGCACUUUCUACGAUACUUGCUAUACAGACGACAGAGGAUACGAUAAAUAUUGCAUUGCUCGUAAUGGUUUGGCGUACGGGAUAGAUCCUCGGCCAUUAAAUAGCUCAGAUGUCGAUUACGAACCAGCUGUCAAAGCUUUGAAGGAUUACUGUCCGUAUUUUCUCAAUAAAGAUGAUUCUCCCAAAGAGUUAUGCUGUUCUAUAAAGCAGAUCAUGGACAUGGCUGAUGGAUUUGCUAAUCUUGUACCGUUCAAGAGAUGUUCAACUUGCGCGAUCAAUAUACAAAACAUAUUUUGUCAAUUUACCUGCAGUCCCGACCAAUGGGAUAUGGUUGCAAAGCAUAAUUCGAAAUUCAAUAUUCUACAUUUUACGUCGUACUCGGACAAUAUAACUCUCAAUAUGAGUGAAUCCUUUAUGAAGAAAACGUAUGAAUCCUGCAAGGAUGUUUCUCUGCCAUCAACAGGAGGAACCGUAAUGGAAAAUGCUUGCGGAAGUUACGGAGCUGUGUGGUGUAAUCCAUUAAGGUGGUUUAGCUUUCUGAGCAAUCCUGAUCAAAAUCCUCUUGCUCCCUUUUUAAUCAUUCCUUCGCCAGUUAAUGACAGUACAGUAGGUGCUCUGAAUUAUGAAGUGUUGCCGUGUGACCAAGCUUGGCCUGGAGAAGAAUCUUGCAGUUGCGUAGAUUGCCAUCUGAGUUGCGUUGGCGGUCAAUACGGUCCAAUCGAAAAAAUACAUUUGAUAUUUGGGACGAUUGAGAUUGUCGGUUUCAUUUUGGCCUGUAUUGUACUCACUUUAGGAUUAGCUUCUACAUUUUUUAUGAUCCUAUUAAGGAAGCAUAUAUGGGUGAUCAAGAAGCAGUUACUAACUGAUGAAAGUUGCUGCGAAUCGUUUUGUGCAAGAAUCAAUAAGAAAACUGCAUCCAUUGAAAAAACGCUGGAAGAAUGUUUUUAUGUUCUAGGAACGAUCGUUGCCGAAAAAAGAAUAAAAGUAUUAAUAAUGUGCUUAAUCGGGGUGUCGAUGUUGGCAUCGGGAUCACUUUUUUUGCAAGUCACGACGGAUCCGGUCGAACUUUGGGCCGCUCCGAAAAGUACCAGUAGAAUACAAAAGGAUUUCUACGACUCGUAUUUCGGACCUUUUUACAGAACCAACCAGAUUUUCAUCAAAGCCGUGGGCCUGGAAUCGUUUACUUUUAAUUCAGAAUUUGGUGGAGAAAUCACAUUUGGACCGGCUUUUAACACGGAAUUUUUAAGAGAAGUCUUCGCACUUCAAACAAAUAUUAUUAACAACAUCACGUUUAACUCAACCGAUGAAAAUGGCGACCCCGAAAUCAAGGACUUGGGAAGCAUAUGCUUCUCGCCAUUAAGAACCAUUUUCUCCAAACCGAAUAUAUCUGAUUGCACUGUUAUAUCUUUGUUGGGAUUGUUCAAUAACGACAUAGACGAAUUCGUAAAUCAAAAUAUCACUCAAGUUUACGAAACCAUCAUUGGUUGUUUGCAAGCGCCAUACAGUAUCCAAUGUCUGGCACCGUACGGUGGACCCAUUAUUCCAGGUCUAGCAUUAGGCGGUGCAAGCAAAGAAAACAACUAUUUUGAUGCCGUUGGUGUAACUAUUACAAUUUUGACAUCGAACAGCUUGAAUAAAGAUGAUUUAACUGAUACCUUGAUUUGGGAAAAACGAUUUAUCGAACUCUUGGAAAAAUGGGAUAAAGAGGAAAGACCGGAAUUCAUGGAUAUCGCUUACAGCGCUGAAAGAUCCAUACAGGAUCAGAUCGAAGAACUCUCAAAGUCGACAGUGUCAACCGUUCUGAUUAGUUACUUUGUUAUGUUCGUUUACAUUACAUUAACUUUGGGAAGGUUCACUACAAUAAAGCAUAUUAUGCUCGAAUCCAAAUUUUCGCUAGCUAUGGGAGGUAUUAUAAUAGUUUUUAGUUCUGUUGGAUCAGCCAUCGGAAUUUGUGGAUAUUUCGGUGUUAUCACAACGAUGUUAACCGUUGAAGUGGUACCUUUUUUGGUACUAGCUGUCGGCGUAGAUAAUAUAUUUAUAAUUGUACAAACGCAUCAGCGCAGAAAAAGGGAUGAUAACCUGUCAAUAGCGGAAAAUAUUGGGCAAACCAUGUCCCAAGUUGGACCAAGUAUGUUGUUAACUAGCGCUUCCGAGAUAUUUUGUUUUGGUAUAGGAACGUUGUCGUCUAUGCCAGCAGUACACACAUUCGCCAUGUAUGCUACAAUAGCUAUUUUGUUAGAUUUUAUUCUACAAAUUACAGCGUUUGUAGCCCUACUCUCAUUAGACGAACAAAGAUAUGAGAGUAAUCGUUUAGAUGUGCUAUAUUGCGUUAAAGUUAAAAACACAGAAAAACAGGAGUCCAAAGAUAUUUUGUUUAAUAUAUGGAAAAAUUAUAUAACACCGGCCAUUUUAAACUUUUCCGUUAGUUGUGUAAUUCUGAUUAUUUUCUUUUCUACUCUUACUCUUUCAAUUAUGAUCAUUCCAAGCAUAGAGGUGGGACUUGAACAGGAGCUUUCUAUGCCUGAAGGAAGCCAUGUCCUCAAGUAUUUCAAAUUUCUGAAAGAGUUAUUGAUGAUCGGAGCUCCAGUUUACUGGAUAACGAAGGGUGACAUAGACUAUUUUGACCCAGAUAUCGGCUACAAAACUUGCGGAGGCAGCAAUUGUUCUGUUGAUUCGAUCAGUACUCAGAUAUACAUGGCCACUCUUCAACCGGAAGUAACUUAUUUAUCUACUCAAGCCAACUCGUGGGUGGACGAUUUCAAAGACUGGUCAACCAGUGAGGGUUGCUGCAAAUAUUUCAAAAACAACGAUUCAUUUUGUCCUCAUACCAAUGUCGACUGCGAGCCUUGUUACUAUUCAGCUGUAAAAGAUUCGCUUAAUCUUACAGAACACGAUUAUUAUCAAAGAUAUUUACCGCAUUUUUUGAACGACAACGCAAAUCCUACUUGCGCUAAAGGAGGCCAUGCUUCGUAUUCAAACUCUAUAACAUAUAUCACCGAUAACAAAGGGAUCUCAAAUAUUAUAGCAUCGAAUGUAAUGGCAUAUCACACCGUGCUUAAAAACGCUAGCGAAUAUACAUCAGCGUUGAAAUAUGCUAGGCACAUAGCAGAAAAUUUGACCAGAACUCUCAAUGUGCCAGGCGUUGAAAUAUUUCCAUACAGUGUCUUUUACGUUUUCUUCGAGCAAUAUUUGACGAUAUGGAAAGACACUAUAACUUCACUGUCUCUAUCUUUAGCAACCGUCCUGGUUACUAGUUUCUUGUUAUCGGGAUUGAGCUUUUUACCAGCAAUAGUGAUGACGUUUACGGUAUUCAUGAUUAUCGUUCACAUGAUGGGACUGAUGUGGUUGUGGAGUAUAUCUUUGAAUGCCAUUUCUUUGGUUAAUUUGGUCAUGUGCGUUGGAAUUUCUGUGGAAUUUUGCGGGCACAUAAUCCAUUCUUUUGAAAAUUCCUUCGAAGAUAAUGCCGUUGACAGGAUUAGGGAUGCUUUGGCAAAUACUGGUAUAAAAGUAAUUAGUGGUAUCACAUUGACUAAAUUCUGUGGAAUAGUGGUACUUGGUUUUGCAAAUUCUCAAAUAUUUCGAGUAUUCUACUUCAGAAUGUACAUGGGCAUAGUCGUGAUUGGAGCACUUCAUGGUCUCGUUUUCCUGCCCGCCCUACUAAGUUUCGUUGGUUUGCUUAAAUAUCCUGUAAAAUCAUCAGAAUUACCCACAACCAAUGGGAAAACGUGAAAAAGUUUGUCUUUAGUGUUUAAAAUGUUAAUGGUUUUAUGGUUUUUAUAACGACAAA
This is a messenger RNA of Psylliodes chrysocephalus, 4005 nucleotides long. NCBI's taxonomy places the organism in Eukaryota, Metazoa, Arthropoda, Insecta, Coleoptera, Chrysomelidae. The record is from the annotation of a GenBank genome assembly.